AUGGGGAUGGACUCUGGGGUUAAUAUUUCAAAUGUAGAUGCACCUUAUGGGGGGAAAAGUGCAUUUACCCAACUGGAGCAUAACAUUGUGGCUGGAUAUCUCAUCACUGCAGGUGUCAUCAGUUUAGCGAGCAACAUUGUGGUGCUAUUGAUGUUUGUAAAAUUUAAGGAACUUCGCACACCUACCAACUUCAUAAUAAUCAACUUGGCUUUUACUGACAUUGGAGUGGCUGGUAUUGGCUAUCCCAUGUCCGCUGCUUCAGACAUCCACGGCAGCUGGAAAUUUGGCUAUGCUGGUUGUCAGAUCUAUGCAGCUCUCAACAUAUUCUUUGGCAUGGCUAGUAUUGGCCUGCUGACCGUGGUGGCCAUUGAUCGUUACCUUUCCAUCUGCAGACCACAUAUAGGUGAGAAAAUGACGGUACGAUCAUACAGUCUUCUUAUUCUGGCAGCAUGGCUGAAUGCUGUGUUCUGGUGCUCCAUGCCAAUUGUUGGCUGGGCUGGUUAUGCCCCUGACCCCACUGGAGCUACAUGUACCAUCAACUGGAGACAGAAUGAUGCGUCUUUUAUUUCUUACACUAUGGCAGUGAUUGCUGUGAACUUUGUGGUUCCUCUGUGUGUCAUGUUUUACUGCUACUACAGUGUGUCAAUCACUGUCAGGAGAUACAAAGCAAGCAACUGCCUGGACUGCAUUAACAUGGAUUGGUCUGAUCAAAUGGAUGUCACCAAGAUGUCAAUUGUAAUGAUUGUCAUGUUCCUGGUUGCCUGGUCUCCAUACUCCAUGGUCUGUCUGUGGGCAUCGUUUAGUGACCCAAAGACUAUCCCUGCCCCCAUGGCUAUUAUUGCUCCACUCUUUGCCAAGUCCUCCACCUUUUAUAAUCCCUGUAUUUACGUCAUUGCCAACAAAAAGUUCAGAAGAGCCAUUACAGGGAUGAUUCGGUGUCAAACAAGACAGCGAAUCACCAUCAAUACCCAAGUUCCCAUGACAAUUUCCCAACAACCUCUGACCCAGUGAGAUGAUAUUGCAUUCAGCAUGAUGUCACAUUAAUAUUAAAAUAACUUGGCAUCAAAACGCUGUGUAGAAAAAUGCAAUAAUGACACCAAUGAUUGACGGUGCUUCCACUGUCAACUCAGCAAAUAUUUUGUCUCCCUUAGUUUCACAAAAUGUAAUCUACAAAGUCUUGAGCCGGGUGAGGGCCAUAGAUGAGUUGCUUAGGCUGGGCCCUUAAAAACAGCUGGGUCUGAUGGGCUAAGACAUUUUUUAAAGAUUGCAGCUUCCACUAUCAAACACCCAUGCUGAUGCUUUUUAACUUGCUGAUAGCUUCCAUGUGAUUGAAAAGCAGCUGUAGUGUUUCCUUCUCCUCCUUUGUUGGGACUGUUAUAGGGCCAUCGGUCUCUCCUGUCUCUUCUAUCAAAAGUCUUAGGAAACCUGUAA
Oreochromis aureus is the source of this 1431-nucleotide messenger RNA. RefSeq names its product retinal pigment epithelium-derived rhodopsin homolog (gene rrh). The transcript has 7 exons. The coding region runs from base 1 to 1011 and encodes 336 amino acids. The record is from RefSeq and is a predicted model, not a curated record. Gene Ontology annotation, biological process: visual perception; G protein-coupled receptor signaling pathway. Gene Ontology annotation, molecular function: G protein-coupled receptor activity. NCBI's taxonomy places the organism in Eukaryota, Metazoa, Chordata, Actinopteri, Cichliformes, Cichlidae. Gene Ontology annotation, cellular component: photoreceptor outer segment; membrane.